AUGCAACGCAUCGUGGCCGCGAGUUUGCGUCCGCUGGCGACCGUGCACCGCCCUGCUACGAGGAAUGUUCUUCGAGUGGCUCGUUUCUCAAAGAUCAAUGUACCAGUGACGUCGACUCCAGGCCGCCGCUCCGACUAUAUGAUCGUGGAAUCCGAUAUUGCCGGCAUGCAGCACAAGAUUCGCGAGCUGUAUUCGAAGGGCGACUUUGUGUCUGGCUUGGAGAUGGCAGAGAUCUGCCGCGAUACCGUGCGAGAUCACUUUGGCGAAGACCACCCUGUGUACGCAAGCACGUUGAACAACUUGGCGUUGAUGCAAAAGAACUUGAGUCUACUGGACGAGGCCAUCGGGUCAUACGAGGCUGCUCUUCGCGUGUACAAGAGCUGCGUGGGCGAGAACCAUGCGUCAUGGGCCACGACUCUGCACAACUUGGGUGGCGUGUAUCGCUUGCAGGCGCACAACUUGUCUGGCAUGAAGAAGGUCGAGGGCAUCGAUCACGCCCUCGAGUGCUUUGAAGAAUCGUUGCGCGUCCGUCGAGACAUCCUCGCUCCCGACCAUCCGGACAUCGCCAUCAGCAUGUGCAACGUCGGCAUGUUGUACUGGCACACGCACAAGAAGGCCAAGGCAGAGGAAAUCCUCGUGGAAGCGGCGGAGCGCCUCGAAUCCAAGGUCGGCCCCACAAGUCCGCUCACGGCGCUGGCAUGGAACAACCUCGGCAUCGUGUACAAGGAACUCGGCAAGUUCGACGCGGCGGUCGAGCUGUUUGCCAAGGCGACGGCCGUGCGCAAGGCGUCGCUGGGCGAUAUGCACGUGGAGACAAUCACCACGAUGCACAACUGGGCGGAAGCGCUGCGUGCAGGCGGAAGAGAAGAUGACGCCGCCGUGAUUCAGAAGGAAAUUCUGGACCUCGUCGGUGAUGACGUUGAAGAAGCAAACGAGGACGACAAGGGCAACCGGUUGUAG
Aphanomyces astaci is the source of this 960-nucleotide messenger RNA. RefSeq lists its product as hypothetical. Lineage: Eukaryota; Oomycota; Saprolegniomycetes; Saprolegniales; Verrucalvaceae. Gene Ontology annotation, molecular function: protein binding. The record is from RefSeq and is a predicted model, not a curated record. Bases 1 to 960 code for a protein of 319 amino acids. The transcript is spliced from 3 exons.